AUGGCGCACAUGACUGGCAGAGGAGGAGGAGGAGGAGGAGGAAGUCGUGGAUCAAAACCCGAAGUUCGGAAAGAUUACACUCAUCUUCUUCACGCCGAACCAAGCAGGAAGGAUCAUGCAGGCAUAAAAUUCGAAGGUUCUGCGGUGGCCGAAUGUGAUAUUUGCUGUCGAGAAUCGGAUCUGUUUGCUGUGGGUGCCUGUAUGCAUCCAGUAUGUAUCGAGUGUGGCAUUCGACUACGGGUUCUCUGUGGAAAUGAAACGUGCCCAAAGUGCCGUGCAACCGUUGAUACGGACUGGAAACAUCGAGUGCUGGCGCAUGCGUAUCGCUCGAAUUCCUCAGUCGAGUCUCAGCGAGAUAACUCCAUCCAUUUUUAUGCAUUUUUGCUGUGCAGUCCAAUAGCUCCGUUACAGCGAGCAAAAACGUAA
Molecule: messenger RNA, 426 nt
Organism: Gongylonema pulchrum
Lineage: Eukaryota; Metazoa; Nematoda; Chromadorea; Rhabditida; Gongylonematidae
Source: the annotation of a GenBank genome assembly